Cucurbitaria berberidis CBS 394.84 is the source of this 327-nucleotide messenger RNA. RefSeq lists its product as uncharacterized. The record is from RefSeq and is a predicted model, not a curated record. The transcript has a single exon. The coding region runs from base 1 to 327 and encodes 108 amino acids. Lineage: Eukaryota; Fungi; Ascomycota; Dothideomycetes; Pleosporales; Cucurbitariaceae.
AUGAGACAACGACUGCAACGCGCCACCCUCGAAACAUGGAUCUGGUGCUUCCUACUCGCCACCAUAAUCAUCAUUACCGCCGCACUAGCAGCCAACUGGGAGGAUCUCAUGCCUUCCAACGACAAUCCUGCGACUUCGGUUACAACCUCGACCUUGACCUUGACCUCGACGGCUAUACGUAGGGAAGUGGUUAACGAGUACCCUACAACUGAGGAGUUGGCCGACAAUGCAAAAUGUACGGGAUGCAAAGACAAAAUCCGUGCGUGUAUACAGGUAUGUCACCACUCUUCAAGCGUUCAGUGGCUGAAGGAGCGGGUAUUUGACUAA